Molecule: messenger RNA, 2621 nt
Organism: Pyrus x bretschneideri (Chinese white pear)
Lineage: Eukaryota; Viridiplantae; Streptophyta; Magnoliopsida; Rosales; Rosaceae
Product: probable cytosolic oligopeptidase A
Exons: 17
Coding region: 16-2418 (800 amino acids)
Biological process (GO): peptide metabolic process; proteolysis
Cellular component (GO): chloroplast
Molecular function (GO): metalloendopeptidase activity
Source: RefSeq, a predicted model, not a curated record
AAAAGGAAAAACAGAAUGAAGCGUAUUAUCUUACGAAACAGAGUCGUAUUGGCUUCUCUUCUUAUACUCAACGUCCUCAUGGCAACUCGCUUCAUCCUCUCUCGCUCGGUCCACCCUCUCCUUAAACGCCCUCCUCCUUUUCCCCACUUUGCCCCCAAACGUUUCCCCAAAUCUCAUCCUUGCCCCCUCUGGUCUCCCUCCUUCUCCUUCUGCCUCGCUACUCCCCACAAACCCACCACUCCCACCAUUCCAUCGUCACUCUCCAGUCGCUCUUGCUCCUCCCUCUCUGCCACCGCCAUGGCCGCCUCCGCCGCCGCAGACGAAACUGUCGCAGCCAACCCCCUCCUCCAAGACUUUGACUUCCCUCCCUUCGACGUCGUCGACGCCCAGCACGUCCGCCCUGGGAUUCGCGCCCUCUUGAAGAAGCUCGAGGCUGAUUUGGAGGAAUUAGAGCGCACGGUGGAGCCGACGUGGACGAAGCUGGUCGUGCCGCUGGAGAAGAUCGUUGACCGAUUAACCGUGGUUUGGGGAUUAGUCAACCACCUCAAGGCUGUUAAGGACUCCUCCGAGCUACGUUCUGCUAUUGAAGAAGUCCAGCCGGAGAAAGUUAAGUUUCAGCUUAGGUUGGGGCAGAGUAAACCAAUUUACAAUGCAUUUAAAGCUAUUCGAGAAUCUCCUGAUUGGCAGACACUGAGUGAUGCUCGCAAACGUAUAGUUGAAGCCCAAAUAAAGGAGGCAGUGUUGAGUGGUGUUUCUCUUGAGGAUGACAAAAGAGAUGAAUUCAACAAAAUUGAACAGGAACUAGAAAGACUGUCUCAAAAAUUUUCAGACAAUGUUUUGGAUGCAACAAAGAAGUUUGAAAAGUUAAUUACUGAUAAGAAUGAAAUUGAAGGAUUGCCAGCCACUGCUCUGGGAAUGGCUGCACAAACAGCGGUGUCAAAGGGGCAUGAAAAUGCAAAUGCUGAGAAUGGGCCUUGGAUUAUUACAUUGGACGGCCCAAGUUUCCUUUCUGUCAUGCAACACGCUCGAAACCGGGCUUUGCGUGAGGAAAUAUACCGUGCUUAUGUAGCUCGUGCAUCCAGUGGAGAUUUGGAUAAUACUGCUAUCAUUGACUCGAUUUUGAAACUUAGGUUGGAAAAAGCGAAACUUCUGAAUUACAAUAACUAUGCUGAGGUAAGCAUGGCAACCAAAAUGGCUACUGUUGAAAAAGCAGAGGAGCUCCUAGAAAAGCUUCGAAGCGCUUCAUGGGAUGCUGCAGUUCAAGAUAUGGAAGAUCUUAAGAAUUUUUCCAAGAGUCAAGACGCUCCAGAAGCUGAUGAUUUGAAUCACUGGGACAUCAGCUUUUGGAGUGAGAGGCUUCGUGAGUCAAAAUUUGACAUCAAUGAGGAAGAAUUGCGUCCAUAUUUCUCCUUGCCCAAGGUCAUGGAUGGCCUAUUUAGACUAGCAAACAUGCUUUUUGGAAUUGAUAUUGAGCCGGCUGAUGGUCUAGCGCCGGUUUGGAAUAUUGAUGUUAGAUUCUAUCGCAUCAAAGACUCUUCUGGGAGUCCCAUUGCAUACUUCUAUUUUGAUCCAUACACUCGUCCAUCUGAGAAACGGGGUGGUGCAUGGAUGGAUGAAGUUCUUGCUAGGAGUCAUGUCUUGUCACGUGAUGGUACCUCUGCAAGGUUACCUGUGGCACACAUGGUGUGCAAUCAAUCACCACCAGUGGGAAACAAGCCCAGCCUUAUGACCUUCCGUGAGGUAGAGACUGUCUUCCAUGAAUUUGGUCAUGCACUUCAGCAUAUGCUGACUAAGCAGGAUGAGGGUCUAGUUGCUGGUAUUCGGGGAAUAGAAUGGGAUGCUGUGGAAUUACCCUCUCAGUUCAUGGAAAAUUGGUGCUACCAUAGGGAUACUUUAAUGAGCAUUGCAAAACAUUAUGAAACUGGGGAGACUCUUCCAGAAGAGACAUUUUUGAAGCUUCUGGCGGCUAGGACUUUCCGUGCAGGCUCCCUGAGCCUUCGGCAGAUAAGAUUUGCAAGUGUAGAUCUGAAGCUGCACACAGAUUAUGUACCUGGUGGAGCAGAAUCCAUAUUUGAUGUUGAUCGCAGGGUUAGUGAACGAACACAAGUGAUCCCUCCACUUCCAGAAGACAGGUUCCUUUGUGGUUUCAGCCACAUAUUUGCAGGUGGAUAUGCAGCUGGGUACUACAGUUACAAGUGGGCUGAGGUGUUGUCUGCUGAUGCUUUCUCUGCAUUUGAGGAUGCGGGAUUGGAUAACAGCAAGGCUGUUAAAGAGACUGGGAACAAGUUCCGAGAAACCAUCCUUGCUCUUGGAGGCGGGAAAGCGCCACUAGAGGUUUUCGUGGACUUCCGAGGUCGUGAACCUUCACCAGAACCUCUGCUCAGGCACAAUGGCCUAUUAGCCACAGCUUCUGUGUGAGUUACACGGAAUUAAAAACGUUUACUUGGUCUUUUUCAAAUCAUUUUCGGUGCGUUUCAAGGGUGCUCGUAUGAACCAUGUAUUUCUUCUCCAAGAACUUGAAAAUAACAAAAGAAACGAAUGCAGUAGGAUUUCCUCUCUUAUUUGUUUCGGUUUGUGAUUACAAAAACAAAAAGUAAAGAUAUUAAGCUUUUUCCUCUCUU